GAGAGAGAGAGAGAGAGAGAGAGAGAGAGAGAGAGAGACGAUUCAGAGGGGAAAUCCUCCUAAUCAUCAUUGUUGUUGGACAGUGGACUCUGACAGGCAAGCGCAUCUUUUGAACCUUUUACCCCUGCGGAUUUAAUCUCACCUGGAUGAACUUUGACUCGGACAAAAGAAAAUCUAGGGCACAAAAGCAGAAGAGACUUCUAUGAGCGAUUGAGAUUCACCCCAACCAAAGCCCAGCUAGGCCAUGCUCACACUAUGACCACUACAAUGGUUCGGUCUGUAAUGUUGACAGUUCUGAUGCAUAUCUUCCUGGUAUCCCAUGGUGUUCAGUGUUUUCAGCCUGAGGAGGGAGUAUCUCUACAUCCAGGUGCCCUGGACCUCCCCUGGCAGGAUGAGCUGUGCUGUGACUCGUCUUCAGCCCACCUCACUGUAGAGGGAGACAACACGCACGCAGCGGAGACAAACCGCUCUGUAACAAAUCUCCCACACUAUCCCCUCUGCAGCUUCAGGAGCUCGACAACCGAAUUACAUCCUCCUGAACCCUCUGUCGGCACCUGUUUGGACAUAAUGUGCAGAAUUGAUGAAAACUGGGAACAUUUAACAUGUGUCCUUCAGUCUCACGGCCCACCGUCAACCACACUGAAUCCUGGUCUUAUGACAGUUAACUUGCAGCGUCUGUUGUACCAGCAAGACGACACAGAGGUGAAGGAUGGGAAUACUACAUCUGAUAAUCCCGUCGUCUGCAAGGCGGAGGAUUCAUUUAUGUGUUCAGCUGCUCUCGACACUAGGACAAGCUUUGUCACCGUGGUGACCGUCAGCAUCUCCGACGCAAUCGCUCCCCCAGUUCUCCUCAGAAUUCCUGCCCGACCCGUGAAACCCAGUCCUCCAGUAAACCUGUUACAUAUCCAGACCAUUGAGGCAGAACUGAUUCUACACUGGGACGACCCGUCAGACUUUGAUACCGGUCCGCUGAGAUACGAAGUCCGACACUCUUCCAACACCACUCAUCUAGCCUGGCAGGUGCUGUCUGCACUUGAAGAACCCAGGUUGUCUCUGGAGCUGAAGCCCUUAGUGAACUACAUCUUCCAGGUUCGCUGCUCCGGCCUGGACAAGCCUCCAGUGUGGAGCGAGUGGAGCGCACCUCACUACAUCAAUCUGGACACUGUGAGUUACAUUCCUAAGAAACUAGUGGCGCGACCGGGGGAGAACGUAACGGUGUAUUGUGUGUUCAACGACCACAGCAUCAAUGCCAGCACGGCCGUGUGGAUGCUCAACUUACAACAGCCGCUUCACCGCAGUCAGUACCACCCGGUCAACCAAUGGGUCAGCCAGAUCACAGUGCGUUCUUCAGAGACUCGGAUGUAUGACCUGCUGCAGUGCACUCAGCGGAGCAAGAUCCCAUACAGCCUGAUCUAUAUAGAAGGAGCUUCCAUCAAUAUAAACUGUGAAACCAACGGGGAUAUCGAUGCUAUGGAAUGCAGCUGGAAUAUCAAGCAGUUGACGGAUCCCAAAUUCAGAUCCAGCUGGAGUGACCUGUCAUGCGAUGUGAUGGAGGAGAGGGAACGAGCGGGGGAGAAAGUGGGGGAGAUGGGGCCCGAAUGUGUGCUGUUUAAUACCAGGAAGAAAACCUGCACCAUCCAGCCUCUGAGGAUGAACUGCUACAAGCUGUGGCUGGAGGUGACGUCCCAUCUAGGCCCCAUCAGAUCUAAACCCAUCUACCUGUCGCCUCUAGAUCAUGUGAAACCCCACUCACCCACUAAUGUGAAGGCCGUGAGCCAAAGCAGGGGGGUCGUGAUGGUCACAUGGGAUCCUCCGUUUCUGCCAAUCAAGGGGGUCAAGUGUCAGUUACGAUACCAACUGCCCUCCGCAGUGAGAGCCCAGCCGGAGUGGAAGGUCCAGAGUCCAGUGCCGGUAGCGUGGGCAGAGGUCUCAGUGUCGGACAUGUGCAGGGUGUAUGUAGUACAAGUACGCUGCAUGCCCACCAACGCUAUUGGCUACUGGAGCGAGUGGAGCGAUUCGGUGUACUCCACUCCUCAGAACAGCAGAGUUCCUGAGGGUGGCCCGGAUUUCUGGAGAACCCUUCAAGAUGAUCCAUACAGAAACCAGACUAAUGUCACUCUGCUAUUUCAGCCUCUCCAGAUAUCUGGGCACUCAUACUGCGUGGAUGGAUUUAUAGUCCAGUACCAGGCGUUGAGCGGCUCUGUGGUGAGAGAGGAGAUCGAGCUGGUCUCCUCCUACAGCUUUGAGUGGAACCAGGUUCUCCAAACUGUGACUGUGGAGGCCUACAACAAUCUGGGGAGCUCCACUAACAACAUCAACAUGACGCUGGAGAGACAGCCCAAACGGCGCUGUGUGCUUUCGUUCAGUGUGUCGGUUAUCAACAGCACCUGUGUGUCUCUGUCCUGGAGUCUGUUGGACAACACCUUGGUGCCUCUGUUCAUGGUGGUCCAGUGGUCUCCACACAGGCAACAGGACUCUGCUCUUCACAAAGGCCGGAGCAGAGAAACAUGGGCCAGACUGCGCUACACCAACCGUCCCAUCUAUCUGAGAGGAGAUUUCUUAGACUCUGAAGAGUCUGGCUUCCACUUGUACCCUGUGUUUGCGGAUGGAGAAGGGGAGCCAAUGUACGCUACAGCCACCAGAGGAGACCCUCAGUCCUACAUGAUGCUGUCGAUCAUCACCUUCCUCUCCAUCGUCCUGUUAGUCACCCUGAUCCUCUCCCAAAACCAGAUGAAAAAGUUUGUGUUGAAGGAUGUGCCCAACCCAAACAAGUGCUCCUGGGCCAGAGGACUAGACUUCAAAAAGGCUGACACCUUUCACCACCUGUUCAGACCUCCAGAGGGCCUGUCAGCCUGGCCGCCGCUCCUGCCCUCUGAGAACAUUUCUAAAGUCGUCAUAUUGGAUAAGAUUGAACUCUUAGCUCUGACUACAGCUUUAGUCCAAGCCCCACUUGUGUCCCUUACUCCCGACGCAGCCACUGCCUUCUCUAUCUCCCUUCCUCUGGGGUUCGACUCAGAGGUCGACCCAGCCCAACCCAUGGAGAGUGAGGUGCUCCUAGGUGGAGCUUCCUUAGCCCUGAAUCUGGUGCGACCCCAAGAUGCUUUAACCAGUUCAAGCCCAGGAAUAGAUCAGUUACUGCUAGUUGAUCCCCCAGUGGACCAGCCCCCAGGCAGCAAUGAGAGCUCUGCUCAGUCUUUAGUCACAUACGCCACUGUGCUGCCUUCUGAUCUGAAGCAGGAGCAGCAGCCCAUUCAUCUCCACUACAAGGAUGGUAGCGGCAGCAGCUCAAGCGACGAGGGCAAUUUCUCUGCCAACAACUCAGACAUUUCUGGAUCUUUCCUCGGUGGACUGUGGGAGCUGGACACCUGCCGAGGUGGAGAGAUGGACGACCCGCGGCACUCCUGCUCCUACAACUCUGUGGAGGAGCUUUCUGAAACAUCAGAGCCGGAAGACGAAGGAGAGGAGGAGGUGAGAGACGAGAAGGACUUGUAUUAUCUAGGAAUGGACUUUAAAGCGCAGGAUGAGGAGACCGAGGAGCAGAGAGAAGAAGACACAAAUAAUGAGCUGCUUAAAAAUGUAGUUUCGAACAGAGAGGACUGUUCUGUGGAGUUGCACCCUUUGCUCGGGCCUGAGGACUCAAGCGAGCUGCUGUCAGUGUCCACGUGUGGCUUUCUUCCGGUGUACAUGCCUCAAUUCAGAACUUCUCUGUGCAUGAGUCAACUCGCAGCUCAACCACAAGACGGCAAACCCCAACCGUGACUCUCACACAUACUGUGAAAAUGUAAUUCAUUACAUCCAUUUUGUCGUGGAUUUGCACGUGUUCCUUCAGACAUUAUGAGGUGUGGAGCUAAGAAAUCUAAAGAAAUACCUUGUCUGAUGUGUGAUUGCAAAUUGAUAUUCAUCAAUGCUGCCAUUGUGUUGUGUAGGAAAAGACCUCAGGAGGGGAAAAGGCCUUAUUUAUAGGCAUUUCUUUCUUUCUUCAUGGGGCUUAAAACCCCAGAUUCUACUGUGCCACACCGCACCUCGUCAUCGGUUACUGAUGCAGGAGAAGAAGCGGAGAAAAUUGAACUAUUUCAAUGGAGGUUAGGCUAGUGGAAUAUUGUACAGAUCUCACAGAGAGCAGCAACUGUACAAGCGGCACAUUGGUCAGGAAGGGAGUAAUAGAGGUGUUGGGCAUCUGUGUUGUGGCUUCAAACAUCAUACAGCAUAUUUAUAUUAAAAAAAAGAUGUGGGAAUCGUUUCUGUGCCUAGAUUCACUCAUCUGCUGCCACCGUAAUGUAGAAGACAAGCUGUCUUUCAUUCUCUGCUGAAUUAUUUCAACUAGAUUUCAAGCGAAACAUGGAAGAGGUUCAAAGAGAAUGAAUAAACGCACAGAAAGAGAGAAAAGGCCCAUAAUCGGCACAGUUUUGGUUUUCCUCACGCUGGACUGUGAGGUGAAGGCAAACCUUGGAUGUUACUUCAAAGCUAUUGGUGUGAUGAAAUAAAUUGCAGGUUAAUGAUGAAAGCACAUGUAGUCUGUAAGUGAUUGCACAAACUCUGCUGCAUUUGUAAACAGCUUGCACAUUAACAUCUGCAUGCACUUACUCACCCACCAACCCAAAGAAUACCUUUUUGUACUUUGUGCUGUAUUUGAGACUUUGUUACAGUUGGUGGGAAACGUGAUAUAUAUUGUUGUCUUUGUUUGGCCAUCAACAUAAACUCCUCCUGUCUGGUGUAAAUAAAUGACAAAAGAAUGUAUCUUUGAAACCAGAGGAAAACAGAUACUAACAGUAACUAUUGGUUGACAGAAGUUUUUAGUGUAUAUUAAGAUAUUUUGCCUAUUUUUCAUGGUGGAAAUAAAUAGUUUAUUGUGA
Messenger RNA from Cottoperca gobio, 4853 nucleotides. It is a transcript of the gene lepr, whose product is annotated as leptin receptor. NCBI's taxonomy places the organism in Eukaryota, Metazoa, Chordata, Actinopteri, Perciformes, Bovichtidae. Gene Ontology annotation, molecular function: protein binding; cytokine receptor activity. Gene Ontology annotation, cellular component: external side of plasma membrane. The record is from RefSeq and is a predicted model, not a curated record. Gene Ontology annotation, biological process: positive regulation of receptor signaling pathway via JAK-STAT; hemopoiesis; cytokine-mediated signaling pathway.